UGAAAGAGAAAGAUAGAAGGUUCUCUUUGCAGUUUUGACCCUGUUGCCUCAAACCCAAGCAAUUUUGAGACAGUUUUUUACUCUUUUCUUCCACAGAGAGAGAGAGAGAGAGGGAGAGAUGGAGGAUCAGAAGCAGAGUGUUAGUGCGAAUGGCAACAACAACAACAGGAAGAGUGGUGGUGGUGGUGAGGAGGAGAGACCCGUUCGAGUCUAUGCUGACGGAAUAUACGAUCUCUUCCACUUCGGUCACGCCCGUGCUCUCGAGCAAGCCAAGAAAUCGUUUCCAAACGCUUAUCUGCUUGUUGGAUGCUGCAAUGAUGAAAUCACCCACAUGUAUAAGGGCAAAACUGUUAUGAACGAGAAGGAACGAUACGAGUCUCUCCGCCACUGCAGGUGGGUUGAUGAGGUUAUCCCUGAUGCACCGUGGGUGAUCACACAAGAGUUCCUUGAAAAACAUCAGAUCGACUAUGUUGCACAUGAUUCUCUUCCUUAUGCUGAUGCAAGUGGGGCUGGAAAAGAUGUCUAUGAAUAUGUUAAGUCCAUUGGGAAGUUUAAGGAAACAAAACGGACUCAUGGGAUCUCAACAUCUGAUAUUAUAAUGAGGAUUCUCAAAGAUUACAAUCAGUAUGUGAUGCGUAAUUUGGCCCGUGGAUAUACAAGAAAGGACCUAGGUGUUAGCUAUGUCAAGGAAAAGCGGCUUAGAGUGAAUAUGGGUCUGAAAAAAUUGCAUGAAAGAGUGAAGAAAGAACAAGAGAGAGUUGGAGAGAAGAUACAAACUGUAGCAAAAACUGCUAGAAUACAUCGUAAUGAAUGGGUGGAGAAUGCUGAUCGAUUGGUUGCUGGGUUUCUUGAGUUGUUUGAAGAAGGUUGCCAUAAAAUGGGAACAGCCAUCAGGGAGCGAAUACAAGAGCGGCUACUAAGGGGGCAGCAGUUUAGAGGACUUGUAUAUGAUGAGGAAGUUGAUGAUGAGUUCUAUGACGACUCCGAGGAAGAAGAAGAAGAAGAAUACUAUGUCAAGGAUGACGUAAAAUGAGCCGCUCUUUUGUGUUCUUGAUGGGACAUUAAUCUUGUUUAUGGUGUUAAAAGUAUAGCAUAUCUUGAAAUAGUAUCUUCAUAAACUGCUUUGAGCAAAAAAAAGCAGUUGCCUGCUGGAAGUAAUUCGUUAGAACAGAUGUAUAUAUAGAUAAAGGCAAAGCUUAUUAUCUGAAGGGAUUCUGCUGUAUGAACUUAGACGUGGUAUUGAUGUGUGAGGUUGAAAAUAUAUAAUAUCUUCAGAUUAUGGUUGU
Molecule: messenger RNA, 1286 nt
Organism: Alnus glutinosa
Lineage: Eukaryota; Viridiplantae; Streptophyta; Magnoliopsida; Fagales; Betulaceae
Product: choline-phosphate cytidylyltransferase 1-like
Exons: 8
Coding region: 119-1033 (304 amino acids)
Biological process (GO): CDP-choline pathway
Molecular function (GO): phosphatidylcholine binding; choline-phosphate cytidylyltransferase activity
Source: RefSeq, a predicted model, not a curated record